Brugia malayi is the source of this 5787-nucleotide messenger RNA. RefSeq lists its product as uncharacterized. The transcript has 25 exons. Bases 1 to 5787 code for a protein of 1928 amino acids. The record is from RefSeq and is a predicted model, not a curated record. NCBI's taxonomy places the organism in Eukaryota, Metazoa, Nematoda, Chromadorea, Rhabditida, Onchocercidae.
AUGAUUCGGACAGUGUUGUUUAAUGUUAUCACAUUAUACAUUAUCACCCUUAUCAGUGCUGCACCAAAGCGAUUUCAAAAAUCAGAAUGUUCGGAUGAACAGCUGAGAGUACAUGUAAACAUAACGGAGUCAGAUCGAGAAGGGUACCAUAUCAACAGGACUAAAGCAAAUUCUCUUCUUGAAUGCACACGAAAAUGUUACAAUGAUCCCCAUUGUUUCUCGUUGAAAUACCGUGAACUGGACUCAUCAAGUUGCGUCCUAACCGGUUUUGCCUCUGAAUACUGCCAUAAGAUCACUUCUGUACCAGCUGCUAAAAUCAAAUAUGAUACCAACACGCUUAUCACUAUUGAUUGCAUAAAAUGCAAACUAACAGAGCAGCUUGAUGAAAAGGAAUUGCAGACAUCUUCUGAGCCAAAUGAUAAUGAUGAACCAUCCUUCUUACUCUUAGGGGAGCCGUUCGAUGAUGUGUCACUACAAUCUCUCUCAACAAUGCAAAACACAAUUGAUUCUGUUCCCACGACCGACAUAUGUGGUGAACCUUCAGCAAUGAGAUGUCACGAGGAUAUAUGGUUUAUUGCUGAAGAAGAAACUAACUUGGCAAGUUUUGAGUUCUUAGAAGAAAGAAGUACGACUAACUCAGUGCAGGAAUGUGCUGAAAAAUGUUUCCACAGUUGUUGUAAGAUGGCUGUCUAUUCAAGUACCGAAAAAAAAUGCCAAUUCAUAAAGGAAAACAGAAGUAGAGGUGGUGACAAUUGUGAAACGAAGUCCAUUUCUUCUUACGUCAAUCAAUAUAAUGGAUCUAACUGGAUAAAAAUAGCAUGUAUGGUGUGUGGUUUGUCCUCAUUAAGAAGCAAUCGUCAUAUGCUAAAAGUAUCUGCGGGAGAUUUUUUGAACACAGAAAUGUCAAUACGAUUGAAAGAAGAAAAUAAAAAUGAAAAAGUUGAAAAAGUAUCAGAAUUUACGGAAUUAUCUCAGUCUAGCAGCCUACAACAACCCAUAAUAGCUUCAGCACUUGAUACAUUCAACUCUUUGCAGGACAAGCAACAGUCACGGCUUAAUUCUCAAUUUAUAAAAAUGGCAUGUAUUGUUAUGUUUGAAGUCGAUUUAGAAGCCAAUAUAGCCAAUUUCAAAGCUGAAGAUAGUGUGAAAGUUGACAGAGCUGACCAUUGCGCCUACCUUUGUUACCGAGACGCCUGUACCGCAGCUGUUUUUAUACCAUCAACUGCACCUGGUAACAAAGGUACCUGCGAAAGACGAUUUGAUAUUGCAGAGAAGUGUAACGCUACGCUGAGGAGAGAUUACUACUACAAAACAACAAAGUCUAUUUACUUACAGUGCUUUAGAUGCCUUCCCGAGAAACCGCAAACGAAAUCAUCACUUGAAAUAGUUACUCCACAACCGGAAACAUCUUUUGCUUCACUGAAAAAGCAUUCAUUUGAAGCUGUAAUUCAAACUAAGGAGAGUGAUGAGUUGGUGAAAACUACAUUGGUGUCUGAUGUGGAACCAAAAGCGGUUGAAAUGGAAUCGAAGGAAAUCAAAAAGGAUGUGGAGACUGCUGCUACCAAUAAAAAUAUGAAAACAAGUUCCGAUACUAAACAAAGUGAAGAAAUUACACAAACAGAAGGUACUAGUCCGAUUGAAACUACCCAAACAUUUACAAUAUUUGAUGGAAAAGAGCAAACAGAAACAACCACUGAAAAUGUUACAGACAGGCCGAAUGAGAAUGAAACAUCUGUAACAGCAAUUUCGACUAAUACUGAAAACAUUGAAUUAACGACCAGUGAAUCAAUGAUAGAUUUAUUGAUUAGCGAUAACACAUUUAAAAGCAAUUUAGCAAACCUUAAAACUGAAUUUGGAACGGAAAUAUUUGCUUCUGUUCUGUCCACGAAUCCUGCUAUUGGAGUUGGAGUACAAUCUACUUUUGGACAUAAAUCAAUACAUGCAACAGGGUCAGAAAUACAAGCACUCGAAUCCGUCCAUCAACCCACUGCAGAAAAUGAAGAACCUACUUCUGCUAGAACAGAAGAAUUUCAUACUUGGCACAAGCCAGCAACAGAAGCAAGAGCAAGUAAUGCUGCAACAUCACUUAGAAGUGAACCUAAAAUGGAACUUGAUAGAACAAAACCUGCAGGAGUAAGUAGUACAGAAAAUGAAGAUAGAGAAGAUGUGGAGGGAAUUAUCAAGAAAAGUGAAGGCAAAGUGGAACAAUUUGGUAGCAGUACAAUAACGUUAAUUUCCGCAAACGAAGAAAUUGAUGGUUCAGAUAGAAGCUGGACGGAAGCGAACUCAAGAGAAGAGAUGAAAGAAACAGGAAUAUUGGACGAGACAAGAUGGAGUACAACUGCAGUUCAUACUGAUGGAAACACAAAAGCAAAAUCAUCAAAUGGUGAAGAAGAAGGAGAAGGAGAAGCAACAGUACCUUCAAAUUUAUCAACCGUUUUACACAAGUCCACACUUACUCUGUCUAAAGAAAAGAAAGAUGACGUAUUACCAACAUCAAGAGAUGUCGUAGAAACAUUUCAUACGUAUCUGCAAGGAUGCAUCGUAAUGUUCCAAGUAGAUUCCCAUAGUAAACGUCCUGCCGAAUCUUCCACUGGCUUCCAAGCAUCAACAAUCGCACGAACUGCUGAAGUUUGCGCUGGACGAUGUUACCAGGAUGGUUGCACUGGUGCCAAGUACGAUCCAUCGAGCAAAGAAUGCGUCUUAGGCUAUAGUGGCAAACAAAUCUGUAACAACGGACCGGAACAUUUCUUUUAUGAAGCCAAUGAAACCAUAUGGAUUCAUUGCACCGGAUGUAAAUUGCACAAGCCAGGAGACCAGGGUAUCAACAUAAUGAUCCAUUCAGCAAAAGAAGCACAGAAAGUAAAAUCAACCAAAGUGCACCAAACUCCAGAGAAAAAAUUGGGAGCAGCGCUAGAAGCUGAAAAGAGUACAAUUCAUGCAAUAGAAGGAGUAUUUCCUGAAACUUUAUCAUCAUCACUGUCACCAUUAUCAUCAUCAGCAGCAACAGCAGUAGUAGAAAUUUCAACAGAAGCAGCAAAAGUCUCAAAAACAAUUACGAGUACUUUGGAAAAGAAAGCGGAAAUACCAGGAGAGGAGGUAAACACUGAUAUCACCAAGACAUCUUCAAGCGCUGAAGUUGAAGAAUCAGUAAGUAAAGAAAAAAUAUCAAUUACCACUACACCGCUUCAAAAGACCUUUUCUGAUCAAGAUUGCAUUGUUUUAUUCCAAGUUAGACCUAUCGAUAUGCAUUUAAAAGCCGAAUUUAUUCCAACAGACACAACAUCUACAGUAAACGAGUGUGCUAGACGUUGCUAUAUGGAUGGAUGUACAGGUGCAAAAUUUAAUUCGGUAAACGGGGAGUGUUUGUUAACAUUUGGAGAUCACCAUCAAUGUGAUGAAAAUGAGCAACAACAGCAUUCAGUAGAGGGUAUUGAAACAUUGUGGAUUCACUGUAUUAGUUGCAAGAAGCAGUUCACCGAAACUACUUUGGGCUUACUGGCUCAAGAUGAAACUAAUUUGCCAGUAAUUACCAAGAAAUCAAAGGAAAAGGAGAAUUCAGCAACUGACGAGAGUUUUUCAACCUCCAAAUUUACAAAAGUUGAAGAGAACUUUUUGACGAGUGUAACUCCAGAUGUAGGAUUAGAAUCAGCAAAAAAAGUGAAAUCAGAACUUGUAAUUGAUUCAGAUGAAACAAAUGAUAAAAUAGUUGGUAUGGUACCCGAACCAUCAGCAGGGCUGGAAAGUACUAUAAAAGGGGAUGAGAAAAUACCGUUUGUUACGCCACCAUCUUUUGGAAAUGGAAGUUUAUUCGAAGCAGAAAGUAAAGAACAGGAAGUUAAAAGUAAAGAAUCUGAAGGAGAGUUCGAUACCUCUCCUAUUGUUGCAACUGUGGAAGAAAAGGCUUCAAGAUCAUCGAUUUUACAAUCGUCAGUGAAGUUAUCGACAAAACAUUUAGAAGCGGAAAUAGCUUCAACUGCAACUGACAUCAUGGAAACAUUUGGAGAAACAAGCGAUAAUAAUGAAUUAGAUACUACAGUUCAACCUGAUCUUCUAAUUUCGUUGACUUUACAAACACCGUUAAAUGUUCCCACUGAUAGUUCGGAAUUGUUAAACAUUACUGAAGAAAUUUCUGGAAGCAGUGUUGUUUCUACUAUUGCUAAGGGUUCAGCUACCAUUCCUCAAACAAGCAUGAUUAAGUCUGGAGAAUGGAAAAAUCAAAAGGAAGGAACUACUGUAGAAUUUCAAGAGGAAGUUGAACCGACAACGGUUUCAGCAGAGAUCACUGUUAUUCCAAUACUUCAUAGCGAAGUGACGGAUGAUAUCGUUGGAGCUGUAGCCAGCAUUGUUGCAAACAUUUCACGUAAUGUCUUAGAAACUGAUGUAAAAGAAACAAUUGGAAUACCGGAAGAGUGGAGUACAGAAACUCAUGAAAUUGUAUCAACUAUUUCAUCUAAGAAUGCAAUCAUAGAAUCACACAUUGAAGCAACUUCAGCUAAUUUUAAAGGAACGUUUCACUCAGAUAUUAAUUCAUCCAUAGUUGAAGAAACUGCAUUAAUGGAAUCAAAUAUUGAAGCAGAUGCUGCGUUAUCAGAUAUAACUAAUGCAACAACUGCUGAAACAAUUAGCAAAGCAACAUUUAUUGCAGAAGAAACAAGCACUUCUACGAGUGACGAAAGAAAUACCGAAGUAACAUUCAGAAUUCUGGAAAAGAUAUCUAAGGAAGGAAAUAAUGAUGAUGAAGAUUUGUUCUCUAAAUCGGUUUCAAAUUCAAUUACGGAGCAGCCAUUUGUACAAGCGAAUGCGAAUGCUGUCAUCAAAAAUGUUGCUCAGUCAAAAGAUAUUUUGGUAACUGGUAGUAAGCCAGCGGUGGCGGAUGCAGCGAUUCAGGAAGAAGCGAUUAAGAAAGUGGAAGGAGAAGAUGAAAUUAUAGCUGAAGUAGCCAAGGAUUCAUCUAAUAACAAUAAGUUGGUAAUCCAAGGUGAACAUAUGACAACAGAACCGCCCGUACAAGCGGUUUCAGAUUUGAUCAGUGUUUUGAGUCAAAAUUCGAAAAUCGAAGAAGUGAUUGGACGCAACGGAAAAGAAAAUGGUGCAUUUAUCGUUGAUGAUGUGAACUUAACAAAGGAUGCAGAUGAGCAAAUAAUGACGACCGAUGUUCCAAUUAAUCAAUUCCAGGAAGAUUUCAUUGGAAAUUCUCUUCACAAUAGCGCUAAAACAAGACUUGUUGAUGGAACACCUGCUAGAUGUCUUGGUCGAGUUGAAUUCGAAAUAUCAGAAAUGGAAGACCUCUCACAGCUAAACGUCACUAGUGAGAUUAUGAUAGAAUCACCGGCCGCAUGCGCGAUGAAAUGCUACGAAACUGCAAACUGUGUUCUCGCAGUAUAUAAGCCAAGCCAGGAUGAUGAGUCAACAAAUGCAGUAUGCAUGUUGACAGCUGAUUCUGCUAUUUGCUCACCAGAGCAGAAAUUUAUUCCGCAGCAUAAAUCCGACUUAUCAACACUUGUUAUCAGUUGCUUGAAAUGUACCAAAUGCCAUUAUUCCAUCAGCAUGGUGACAGAAUUAACGAGGAUACGGCAGGCAGUAACAGUGGAACCAGCACUUUCCAUUGGACAAUGUGGUGAGAUAUGCUGGAAACAUAACUGCACUGUUGCUCAGUAUGACCAUAGAUCCAAUCUCUGUUCAUUAACAUCGAUGAAAGACCAACAAGAGUGUCCUCAGGAGACACCAAUAGAAGUGAAUGGCGAUGAACCGGUUUUACUGGAAUGCGUCCGGUGUUUCGUAUAA